Messenger RNA from Sodiomyces alkalinus F11, 708 nucleotides. RefSeq lists its product as hypothetical. The coding region runs from base 144 to 539 and encodes 131 amino acids. NCBI's taxonomy places the organism in Eukaryota, Fungi, Ascomycota, Sordariomycetes, Glomerellales, Plectosphaerellaceae. The record is from RefSeq and is a predicted model, not a curated record. The transcript has a single exon.
UAUUGGAGCAAACAUAUCACGGUAAUCUAUUACGAGCAUGGACAGCAGCUCGGUCUUUCUUUUGCGUCAUCUACAAUGGUUAAGAGGGGGUAGAGUCGAAAUAGGGAUAGGGAGAACCCGUUGGCGGGUUUCCGGUGUUCAAAAUGUCCAGCAAAGCGUGUCCAGGUACAGGGAGUGUUCCCAACAGCUACGAUUCCCCAACGAUAACCACAUUAUUUAUUUUUGUUUAUAUUUAUUCUAUAUUUUAUUUACUUUUUAACUUUCUGGUUUUAUCUACCCGUGUCUUUGAAUACUUGUCCAUUUUGAGCAUUUGUUUCGAUUAUGAAUAUGGCCGGCCUCUUGGCUGGGAAAGGUCUGUCGUGGCUGGGAGGUAUAGGCGGCGUAUUAUUACUGAGUACAUGGAUCGGGAGUUGGUCACCUGGUCCCUUAAUACUACCUACCCCCUUAAAUACCUUACUGUCGGCUCACUAGAGCCAGGAGGUCUGCUUGUCGGUCGCGAAAUAAAGAGGUACAUAACUAUACCGCGAGAUACAUGCUGAUCAAUCACGAGGAUCAUGCGCGGGAUAUAGUGCAUAGGGAUAGAAAACCCCCCUUCCCUCCUGCCUUUCCAGAACUUUUCUCCCCCCGUUCCCCUUUCCCCUUCCCCUCCAUAAUACCAGCGACCCCCACGCGGGGUCUACCGCUUAGCACAAAAAUGGACGAAGAUAC